This is a messenger RNA of Gossypium raimondii (Peruvian cotton), 1700 nucleotides long. RefSeq names its product oligouridylate-binding protein 1B. Bases 145 to 1413 code for a protein of 422 amino acids. Lineage: Eukaryota; Viridiplantae; Streptophyta; Magnoliopsida; Malvales; Malvaceae. Gene Ontology annotation, molecular function: mRNA binding. The record is from RefSeq and is a predicted model, not a curated record. The transcript is spliced from 12 exons.
UUUAUUAUUUUCUCUCACUUUCUCGAGGCCCUUUACAGUUGAACCCUAUCGAAGGAGGAAAAAAAAGGGUAAUUUUCUCGGAUACCAAACAACCCGAUUAAUUUUCCCUGGAAAAUCGCCUUGUAAAAGAAAAUUAGACGGAAAAUGCAGCACCAGAGGCUGAAGCAACAGCAACAAGCCUUGAUGCAACAAGCUCUUAUCCAACAACAGUCUCUUUAUCACCCAGGCAUCUUAGCUCCUCCUCAGAUAGAGCCAAUCCCAAGUGGAAAUCUGCCUCCUGGUUUUGAUCCAAGUACUUGCCGCAGUGUGUAUGUUGGAAACAUCCAUACACAAGUGACUGAACCACUACUCCAAGAGGUUUUUGCAAGUACCGGUCCCGUUGAAGGCUGCAAGCUUGUCAGAAAGGAAAAGUCAUCAUAUGGAUUCAUCCACUACUUCGACCGCAGAUCAGCUGCUCUUGCCAUAUUAUCUCUAAAUGGAAGGCAUUUAUUUGGACAGCCUAUCAAGGUCAAUUGGGCAUAUGCUAGUGGUCAGAGAGAGGAUACAUCAGGACACUUUAACAUUUUUGUUGGGGAUCUCAGUCCUGAGGUUACUGAUGCAAUGCUGUUUGCGUGCUUUUCUGUCUAUCCUAGUUGUUCGGAUGCGAGGGUAAUGUGGGAUCAGAAAACUGGGCGUUCAAGAGGAUUUGGGUUUGUUUCAUUUCGCAACCAGCAGGAUGCACAAAGUGCAAUUAACGACUUAACUGGAAAAUGGCUUGGCAGUCGACAAAUUCGUUGUAACUGGGCGACAAAGGGUGUCAGUAGCAGUGAUGACAAGCAGAGCUCUGAUGCCAAAAGCGUGGUAGAACUAACCAAUGGCUCAUCAGAGGAUGGUAAAGAGACGACCAAUAAUGAGGCUCCUGAGAGUAAUCCUCAAUAUACUACGGUUUAUGUCGGCAAUCUUGCUCCAGAGGUCACUCAAGUAGAACUCCACUAUCACUUCCAUGCUCUUGGUGCUGGGUUGAUUGAGGAGGUCCGUGUCCAGCGUGAUAAAGGCUUUGGCUUUGUGAGAUACGGUACUCAUGCUGAGGCAGCUUUGGCUAUUCAACUGGGGAACACACACUCAUUUCUAUGUGGCAAGCAAAUUAAGUGUUCUUGGGGCAGCAAGCCUACACCACCUGGGACAAGUUCAAACCCCCUUCCCCCACCUGCUGCCACACCUUUAGCUGGUCUUUCUGCCACUGACCUUUUAGCUUACGAGCGACAACUAGCCAUGAACAAAAUGGGUGGUGUUCAUGCACUAAUGCACCCUCAAGGACAACACCCUCUCAAACAAGCGGCAAUGGGAGUCGGUGCUGCUGGAGCAAGCCAGGCCAUAUAUGACGGUGGAUUCCAGAACGUGGCGGCUGCCCAGCAACUAAUGUACUAUCAGUGAUCAAAACUAGAGUUUGUGUGGUAAUUAUAUAUAUCCUUAAUUUCCUGGCAUUUGCAGGUUUUAUUUGAGUUCUAAAGAAAAAAAAAAACAUUUAGGAGGCUUUUUAAUGUGUUUAUCCUUUUUUUCUCUUUUUUUUAGUAGCGAGAUUGCUUUGCGCCCUGCUUUUAUUUAUAUAUAUAUAUAUAGCAUACAUAUGUGUUUGCCUGAUUGUAUCAAUCUCACAUAUUUCUUGAUAUUAUUUUGAGUUCUAAACGGCUAUGAAGCUUUUUUAAUGUAUUUUCUCCCAA